Messenger RNA from Gadus macrocephalus (Pacific cod), 903 nucleotides. Its product is annotated as ubiquitin carboxyl-terminal hydrolase 37-like. The transcript has 4 exons. Gene Ontology annotation, molecular function: cysteine-type deubiquitinase activity; cysteine-type endopeptidase activity. The record is from RefSeq and is a predicted model, not a curated record. The coding region runs from base 90 to 539 and encodes 149 amino acids. Gene Ontology annotation, cellular component: cytosol; nucleus. Gene Ontology annotation, biological process: G1/S transition of mitotic cell cycle; protein deubiquitination. Lineage: Eukaryota; Metazoa; Chordata; Actinopteri; Gadiformes; Gadidae.
UGUGUGCGUAGGACGCCCAUGAGUUCCUGACCGCUGUGCUGGACCAGUUGAGGGGUCUGUCCCUCCUGCUAAAGCCAGCCGCUCUGGACAUGCUGGGAAGGACCUACUCCUGCCCCGUGGAGGCUCACCUGCUCUUCAACAUGUUGAGAACCAGGACCUGCAAGGGAUGUGAGGGCCAGUCCUCGUCCAUGGAGGUCUUCACCAACCUGUCCCUGGACCUGGAGCCUGGAGGCUCGGUGAGCCAGGCCCUGGACAGAUACCUCACGGAGAGCUCUCUGAAGUACGCCUGCCAGUGCGGAGGAAAUACAUCUGGCACGCAGACCUGCUUCCUGAACCUACCUAACGUUCUGGUCCUCCACCUGAAACGCUUCCGCUUCACCCUCACUGGGAGGAUAGAGAAGGUGGAGGAUGAAGUCCUCCUGUCCAGACACCUGGGACUCAGCAUUGGGACAGGUGCUGAAGCUUUGUCCCUGUCCUGUUCAGAAGAUCCAAUAUCUUAUCCAGUUAUAUCUCUUGUUUCAGUAUUAUGUACACAAUGAGAGAAUAAUCAAGGCCAGACAUAGACAAAGAGUAUAUGUUGAUUGAAUAACUGAAACGAUGAAUAGGUGUAGCCUUUACUAACCCUUCAAAUGAUUUAUUUCAUACUACAGAGGCAGGGAGUGAGGAAAGCAACAUCAUGGUGAGAAGAAGAGAGAGAAAGAAUAUUUAAGAGAUAAUAAGCUAAUCAAUUAAACAAAUUAGUAUUAUUUAUAACAUGAGGUGAGAUAAAAUAUAAAAUACUUACUAAUAUACAGUAAUAUAGCUGGCUUGCCUUAAGCUUAACUUCAACCUGAACUGUUAGUAAGAUGAAGGGAGAAGAAGUACAGGAAAUGUUCUCUGUGUGUGAACCUGUUGCUGUCCUCC